This is a messenger RNA of Chilo suppressalis (striped riceborer), 754 nucleotides long. The record is from the annotation of a GenBank genome assembly. NCBI's taxonomy places the organism in Eukaryota, Metazoa, Arthropoda, Insecta, Lepidoptera, Crambidae.
UGAAUGUCAUGUCAAUGAAUGAUCGUUCCGAGUACUAUUUUGGUCAUAUUUUUAGUUCUAUUUCGAAUUAGUAAAAGUUAUUAAGAAAAAUGUUUAUGAGGCCAAUAAUUGUAACAUUACUUUUAUCGUUAAUCAAUGGUAUAUUUACUAAAAGCGUGGAACUGACAUUCGAACUUCCAGACAGUGCCGUAGAAUGUUUUUACCAGGAAAUAGAGAAGAAUACAUCGGCGGCAUUAGAAUAUCAGGUAAUAACAGGCGGACAGUACGAUGUAGAUGUUAAGAUCGAAGGACCAAAUAGGCAAAUAAUCUAUCAACAACAAAAAAUGCAAUAUGACUCGCACCAAUUUACUGCACAAUUAACAGGUGUCUACAAAGUUUGCUUUAGUAAUGAAUUUAGUACAUUUUCUCACAAACUUGUGUAUAUGGAGUUUAAUGUUGGCCCCGAGACACCUUUACCCGGCAUAGGAGAACAUGCAACUGUACUUACCCAGUUGGAAACAUCGGCUGAAGAAAUACACUCUGCAUUGAACAGAAUUAUAGAUCAUCAGACUCAUCACAGACUGAGGGAAGCACAAGGGCGUAAGAGAGCUGAAGACCUAAAUGAAAGAGUAUUCUGGUGGUCAAUGGGAGAAACACUGGCAAUUAUCUGUGUAACCUUUGCCCAAGUUAUGAUAUUAAAGAAUUUCUUCAGUGACAGACCUACAUAUAAUAGAAUGUAAUAUUAGAUAAUUUAAUAGAAUAUUUAUUAAAAGAU